Molecule: messenger RNA, 2430 nt
Organism: Arabis nemorensis
Lineage: Eukaryota; Viridiplantae; Streptophyta; Magnoliopsida; Brassicales; Brassicaceae
Source: the annotation of a GenBank genome assembly
AUGGCGACCAGAGGAAGCAGAUCGGAGAAAGUGAAGAGGAUUUUCCAGCAAUUCGACGGGAAUCGAGAUGGUGGGCUUAAUCGAGAAGAAAUGGCUGCUCUUGUCGUAGCUGUAAACCCUAGAGUCAAAUUCAGUGACGAACAGAUCAACGCGAUUCUCGACGAAGUUUUUCGUACUUACGCUGAGUUCAUCGACCCAAACAAGGGUUUGACUUACGACGGUCUUCUCCGUACUUACGACGACGGUGCCGGAGAUGUCGACAGAGAUUUCGACGCUUUAGGUCUCGAGCUUAACGCCGACGAGACCGUUAAAGGCUCUGAAGCUUCGUCUUCUUCGAUUACUGACGAGAGAGCUGUUGAAGCGCAGAAGAAACAGCGAACAGCUGCUUGGGCUGUUUCUCCGAAUCAUGGAAUCGUUUUUGAUGAGACUUGGAAAUUAGUCGACGAUUUGGAGAUUCUUGUCAAGAGAUUGAAAUCGAAACAGGAGAAAGAUGGGAAAUUGAAAGCAGAUAAUAAUGGUAACAAUAACAAUAAUGUUGAUGCGUUUUCUGAUGCUGGUUGGUCUAGAGAGUUAGGUCCGUCUACGGAGAUUUCAGAGAAGAGAAUCUAUUGGGAAGAGUCUAGUCAUGAUUACACUGUGUUUGUGAAGGAAUUAGGAGUGUUGAGAAGCAAAGCAGAUGGAGCUAGAUCGAGAGAAGAGGCUUUUGAUGGACAUAUGGCGAUUGGUAGCGUUUUAUAUGAGCAUCAGUUGUUUAAAGAAGCUCUCGUUAGCUUCAAGAGAGCUUGCGAAUUGCAACCGACUGAUGUGAGACCUCAUUUCAAAGCUGGGAAUUGUCUUUACGUAUUGGGGAAAUGCAAAGAAUCGAAAGACGAGUUUUUGUUGGCGUUGGAAGCGGCUGAGUCGGGUGGGAAUCAGUGGGCUUAUUUGCUUCCUCAGAUUUAUGUCAAUCUCGGUAUUGCGCUUGAAGGAGAAGGUAUGGUUUUGAGUGCUUGUGAGUAUUAUAGAGAAGCUGCGAUUCUGUGUCCUACGCAUUAUAGAGCUUUGAAGCUUCUAGGUAGUGCGUUGUUCGGUGUGGGAGAGUAUAGAGCAGCGGUUAAGGCCUUAGAGGAAGCUAUUUACUUGAAACCGGAUUAUGCAGAUGCUCAUUGUGAUUUAGCUUCGUCGUUGCAUUCAAUGGGUGAAGACGAGAGAGCUAUCGAGGUUUUCCAGAGAGCUAUAGACUUGAAACCUGGCCAUGUCGAUGCUUUGUAUAAUCUUGGUGGGCUUUACAUGGAUUUAGGUAGGUUUCAGAGAGCUUCGGAGAUGUACACUAGGGUUUUAGCAGUAUGGCCUAACCAUUGGCGUGCUCAGCUCAACAAGGCGGUUUCUUUGCUAGGUGCUGGUGAGACCGAAGAAGCUAAACGAGCGCUUAAGGAGGCGCUAAAACUGACAAACCGGGUUGAAUUGCAUGAUGCCAUAUCUCAUUUGAAACAUUUGCAGAAGAAAAAAGGUAAAAACAAUGGAAAUGGUAAUGGAGGAGAAGGUCCGUUUAUCGUCGUGGAAGCUUCCAAGUUCAAGAUUGUGGGUGAGAAGACGACUCUGAGACCGGAUUUAGCCACAGCUCUUCAAAUUAGAGCAUUUCAGAGAGUUACAAGACUCGGGAAAUGUGAUGUGGAGGCUGUGCGAAAGGAGAUGAGAGACAACGAUGUUCCUGUAUCGUAUUCUGGAAGCGGUGGGCCGACGAAAUCAAUUCGGAAACCCAAUUUAGAGGAGAUUCUCCGGCGUAUGCUGAAUUCCCUUAAACCCGAAACUUUUCAAGGAGCGAUUAAGGCGAUAAACGAGAAAAUCCUCUCUGUUCUCGAUGAUUCGGGGUCGGGAAGAGUUGAUAUGGGUAUGUUUUACGCCGUGAUUGCGCCUUUAUGCGGUGGACAUUCAGACAAAAGGAAAAGAGUUGCUUUCGAUGCACUUCUUUGGAGACCCGUAAACGAAGGAAGCUCUCAGAUUACCAAAACGGAUGCAAUUAAGUACAUCAAACUGUUGAGAGCUAUUUACAUUCCAUCGCACGGAAUGAGUGAAUUUUUAGAAGUUCACGGAGAAGAAGAAGCUGAUUCCACGAUGACAGUAACGUUUAAUCAGUUUUUAGCCAUGUUCGACGAUCCAGAUUGGGGAUUCGGUAUCAUGUCUACGAUUCUUAAACUGGAGACGACCGAUAGGAACCGUCAUGGAAACCAUGUGUGCUCAGUAUGUCGGUAUCCGGUCAUCGGAUCUCGGUUUAAAGAAGUGAAAGCCCGGUUUAGUUUGUGUAACCAGUGUUACAGUGAAGGGAAGGUUCCUCCUUCGUUUAAACAAGAGGAAUACAAGUUCCGAGAAUAUGGGAGUGAAGCUGAAGCCAUGAAAGCUAAGUGUGUCUGUUUCUCGAUGCAAUCUCAUAAAAAACCGAUUGCCACUUGA